AUGUCGGUGGUUUUGAUAGCCGAUGAUACACCAACUCACAGUCACAGCCUCAACCCCGCGGAAGAAAUCUCGCGAGCCGCUCCUAGUUGGGAUAGUCUCGAAAGAUGUAGCGCACAGACUAGCUGCAUUGGUAUGGACAGCACGGAAUCUCCUAUUGCGUUUGCAAACAGGCUUAGCAAUCCAGUUGCGACGAGCAACCCAAUCAUCAAUCGUAGGAUCGCAUACCGCCAUUUUCUUGGCGAAGAAUCAACGCGGCGGGCUUGUGGAAAUAAAGACCCAAAUUCGAUACGCGCCCCAAAAUGGACCACGCGAUUAGAAAGUCGCUGUCACUUCCAAUACACAUAUGAGCCUACUGUGGAGUAUCAAACAGCUGAAGUUAGAAGAUAUAGUACGAGCACAUCAGACAACUUCAAGGCCGAACCCAAGCCUCCCUUUCAGAACGUGACAGAAUCUGAAAUACCCACGCACCAUAGUGAAGCCAGAUCUCCAAACGGCUUCAGAUCACGAGCACGGAAGGUAUUAUCGUUCCUCCGAAAGUCUAGCACCUUGUAG
This is a messenger RNA of Sphaeroforma arctica JP610, 552 nucleotides long. RefSeq lists its product as hypothetical. The record is from RefSeq and is a predicted model, not a curated record. The transcript has a single exon. Bases 1 to 552 code for a protein of 183 amino acids. NCBI's taxonomy places the organism in Eukaryota, Ichthyosporea, Ichthyophonida.